Engraulis encrasicolus (European anchovy) is the source of this 2011-nucleotide messenger RNA. Its product is annotated as protein rapunzel-like. The record is from RefSeq and is a predicted model, not a curated record. NCBI's taxonomy places the organism in Eukaryota, Metazoa, Chordata, Actinopteri, Clupeiformes, Engraulidae. Bases 438 to 1622 code for a protein of 394 amino acids. The transcript has 3 exons.
GUCACAUGAUCAACAUGACAGUGUUCACUAGAAUUACAUAACACAUGUCAUUAACAUAGGCCUAUUGGUGGUAAGCCUGCUGUUGCGCUUGUGGUAGGCCUACUCUUGCGCUGUCCAAGUUCAGUUCAGUAGCAAAAGCCAUCACAAAAUGGCAGCACAUUUUUUCCUACAUUGUUUCGUCAGUAAGCUCAUAGCACUCCUCCACUUCUCCCUCCUUAUGGGUGUGCCACUCUAUGAGCUACACUUCGCAGACCACAUGACCACGUCAGGCAAAAACAGGCAGGGCAAACUUCUCUCUUAACGGCAAAACUACGUUUUGUAGCGCGUUUCAAGCUCAGACUCACACGCCCAUCUUGGUCCAUUCACACACAUCACUGGGUCCACACCGAGCAGGAAAAAAGACCAGGACACGUCUAUUGCCUUUGAGAACACCCAAGAUGGCUAAUCAGCUACAGCGGCUUGUGGCAGACAAGAAGAAUGUGGUGGAGACGGUGAUGGAUGUGUUCGAGCAAGGGGCGGAGGUGGUGGCUAGCAUCGCUGGAGACCUGUUCCCCGUCUUCGCCAUAGCUGCACCCAUCAUCAAGCUGGCCCUCGACAACGUUGAGAGCAAGGAGGCCGAGUACAUGAAAGAGCAGUUCCAGAAGGUGCGAGACAGGCUGGAGGUUGCGUCCGAGGAGGUCCAGCGCAUCAACGAGGAGAUCAAGAAGAGCGCUGCGGACGCUGCCUACUUCUCCGUGGAGGAGAAUCUGACCAACCAGUUCCGCAAGUACAUGGACAUUCUGAAUGCCAAACCUAAAUUUCGAGAGGUCAAGAAGAAGCUGUUUCUGGAGCACUUCAACAAGACCGGAGGGGACAAAAACCUGAUCACUCUCUUCAAUGCCGUCACUGGAGAUAACUUCUCGGGCGAGUCUGUGCUGGAGAUUACGCUAAACUAUGAGCAGAAGAGCCGGCGGCCUGUGGAGGACUUCUGUGCCAGGCUCAAGAAGCUCUUUUGCAUCGGCCUGAUUGCCUUAAUGGGCUACAAUGCCCUCAAAGGAGGCGAUGAUGAGGAGGACUUGCUCAUUGAGUGGGGGGAGAAGAUGAAGGUGGUUCAGAGCAAAAUGACCAGCGUCAUCGAGGACUGCAUCAACAGCUAUCCUGAGCAGGCCAAGAUCGAUGUCAAAAGGGUGGUGCGGGACAACGGAGAAAAGUCCAACAAAGAGCUGGCCGACAUGAUCAUAGAGACUCUGAAGAAGAAGUACGACUGGGUGCGCUGGUCGGUGCGGGUGUUCCACUCCCCAACAGGCCUCUUCAAGAGCAAGAAGGAUUUCCAGUGUUUCACGGGCAGAAGCCGCUUCCAGGUGCCCGCGGUGGAGGACAAGCUGAACGUGAUGGUGUCCUACAGCGCCUCUCCUGAGCCUCUGGACAUGGAGCAGAUCCAACAGCUGAUUGGUAGUCAGGGUAGUCAGAAGAGGCAGAGCAUCACAGAGAUUGCAGAGUUGCUUUUCGACAGGGUGCCCGUGUGCGUUGUGCAGACCGUCAAGACCUCGUGCAAGGAUGUUGUCUGCUCGUACAGUUUCACAGAGGAGCUGCAUUACUGGGAAGAGCGGAAGAACUUCUAUGUUUGCGUUCACUCUGCUUAGUGGACAUUUGUGAUAUGACAGAAUGACUCUUUGUUUAACUUCCUCUCAUAUAGAUUUCUUUGCCAAAUGUUGCACAAUGUUUAGAUAAUCACGCAUAUCGAGUUUCCUUAUUGUGUUCCAAUAGAAGACCAAAGCCAUAGUGAACUGCAGGAAUCAAUUCGAGUACACUGAAUGACAUUCAUGUCUAAGAUUUUUUUGUAACUGAAAAUGCUGACCUUAUCUUUGUCCAGACCAAAACCUAUUUUAUUUAGUGCAAUGUUUUAACAUAUAAAUGAAUUCUGGAUGUACAGUACAUGAGGGUUGAAUGAAAGAAUGAAUGGGUGCACUUGCAUGGUGCUAGUUACACCUACUAACCCCAACUCCGAUGAAGUUGGGACGUUUGGUAAACA